This is a messenger RNA of Toxoplasma gondii ME49, 567 nucleotides long. RefSeq lists its product as hypothetical. Lineage: Eukaryota; Apicomplexa; Conoidasida; Eucoccidiorida; Sarcocystidae. Gene Ontology annotation, biological process: protein import into nucleus. Gene Ontology annotation, cellular component: cytosol; nucleus. The record is from RefSeq and is a predicted model, not a curated record. The transcript has 6 exons. Gene Ontology annotation, molecular function: nuclear import signal receptor activity. Bases 1 to 567 code for a protein of 188 amino acids.
AUGUCUCUCUUUGGAGUCGUCGUUCCGGGGCGGCCUUGUCUGGCGCCUACCCAGGUUACAGGCCAGGCACCUGCUCUCGGAACUUUCCAGUCUGGUCAGUGGGUUUGCGACCUGGUCAAUCCGGGGGAAAUUUCCGACCUCGUUUGUUUCCUGACUUCUCCUCUACCGAGCAACAAUGAAGGGGCUGGCAUAUACUACAGUGUAGCGCCCUUCACAGACUGGGAGUUUAUGGGAGUCAUCACGAACAACCGGCCGAGCGUUCUGCUCUCUCCUGGGUGGUCGCUCUUGCCUCAAGUGAACCAACAACCGAUUGUAAAGCUAGGUGUAUCGCUCGAAAGCGCUGAAGUCCUUCAAGAAAAGCUGUUGACCAAACCUCCCCCAGAUGUGAAGAAGGAGUAUGCCCGCCGAGUCGCCUUGAAUUUGUACCGAUACAUCGAAUCUUUUCAAGGAGGUGCGGCGAUGCCUCUCCUGGAUCAAUGGUUCCAACGGUGUGCAUCCCAUAAUCCCGCAUUCAAACAUUCACGCUCCGCAAGACGGUCUCCGGACACUGCCUGCACUUGGCGUUAG